CUUUUUAUUAAAAUUUAAUUAUGUGCAAACUUUCUAGACCAAUAAUUUCAAGCAAAGUUUCUUUUUCGAGUAACCUUUAGUUUUGAUUUAUUUACUUGUAUUUUUUUCGUUGCUUUUUUAAAAUUUUUCCCCAUUUCACUGAAUUUUAACAGCAAAACGCGAAGUAAAUUAAAUCGCAGGAAAAUCUAUAAAAUAAAAAAAGUUUCAUAAACGCCGCCUUAACAACUACAGCUGACCGGUGGCGCACAACACUUGUGCUGUUGAGGGCGCCAAAAAUAAAACCAGUUUGUUCAGACAUUUACUUUAAUACACGCCAAUAGCUGGCAGUGAUUAGUGACAGCAGAUGCUGCUGAUGUGGUGCUAGACGCGCUUGUAUGCAGAGAAAUUUUUUGCAAAAGAACGCGUCAAACGCUGUCGUGUUUUGAUUUUGCUCCGUUUUUUUGGCUAAAGAAACAGAAAGUUUUAUAAAAGAAAAGCAAUCGAUAAGCUAAAAAAUAUAUAAUUUACUUGAAAAAGGUAUAAAAAUUUAUAUAAUAAAUUCGACAGCGCAAAUUUUCGCUCUAAUUCAUAUACUUGAGUAGUAUAGCAUUUGGCGGAGGCGGGUGCGUAUACGUAAUAAAAGCUGAGUUGCAGCAUCCUUCCGGUUGAAUGACUAUAUAAAACGUUGCAAUGUUGUUGCCCUCGUUAUAUAUAUAAAAAUAUACAGUUAAAGAGUGUACAUCCGUGUGUGUGUGUUAAUGUUUUUGUGUGUGUGGCACACUACGAGAAAGUGAGUGAAGAAAAUAAGCGUAAAAACAUAGCAAGGCAGAAAGAGUGCAAAAGGCAGCAAGCAGCAACCUAGAAAAUACGGCGGAAAGACAAACAUACUCAUACAUACACAUACACACAUAUUCAUUCAUUCAUACUUAGUGGUCUACACACUUGUAGUAUAUAGAAAAAGUCGAGCAAACGAGUGCAGCCAGGAACGAAUUCUGUGUAUGCGGCGCUCGUUGCAAGUCGAGAUACACACCAAACAGCCAGCAAGAUUUCCAGCCAGUGAGGCAACCACCAAUUGAAAACUGAAAGAAAAGUGAAAAUUUUACUAUAGAAAAUUUUAGUGCGAAUGUAAAACGGGUCGAGAAAAAAUAACAAAAACAAGAAGGGAGACAGUAAAAAUAUUGGUAAAAUUGUCAUUAUAAAUCUAGCGGCGCAGACAUUUUGCAAACGAAAAUUCUUGAAAACAAAAAAGCAAAGCAAAGGAAGGUGGCAGUGAGACAGUGGAAGCUGCAGCAGACGACAGCAGAUUUUACGCUCAAAAUGCUAUAAAUUAAAGUGCGACGACCUUUGUAGGAGUUCAGAGACUACCCAAAAACAAAGGCAGUAGCAAAAGUCCACACAAAACCAGCAAAAAAGUGGUGAGCCAACAGCAAAGUGUAAGGAAAUUUAGCAACAGAUUCACCUUGCAAGCUGUAAGUGCGGCGUUGUCGUUGCUAUCGUUGCCGUCGCCAACGUUUGUUGACACUCUUACUAAGAGCAAAUCAAUAAGUUGAAAAGUACAAGUGCAACCGUACACACAUACACACCCACACAUCGUACACCUACACCCACACACACACACACACACAUUUACACAAGCGUGCAGAAGUGUUAAAUGCCAAAGCAGUAGCAGCAUUUGAAUUGCUUUUGAAGCAAACGUCCAGACGCGCCAAGCGAGUCAGUGAGGCUGUGAGGCUGUGAGGCAGCGAGUUAAUAGUGAGUGACCUUUAUCUCAGCACUGCAUAUAAGCGUCCACAUAUUUUAGUAGUCUGCCAGUGGGCGCCCAGUCACCGCCACCAAGCAACCUCAAAUUUUGAACACUCCACACCACCAGCAGACCAGCAGUGCAACUCUCGUUCUCUCUCUCUCUUUCGAGUAGCAAUUUUGAACCAGCAAACCGGCAAAAUUCAUUCGCAAAUUAUGCUGGCCAUGUCAACACUGAUGAUGCCAGCACCCACCAUAGCGAUGGGGGCGCCGCAGAUCGCUAUGGGUCCACAUAAGCCACCGGAAACGAAAUUGCUCGCCAUACAUCCGGCAGCUGUUGCUGCAAAUGGCGGCGGCAUAGGUGGCGCCCAGCAAUCGCAUCUGCAGCACAACGGUCAACAUCCGCAGUCACAACAGCAGCCGCCACCAAAUCAGCAGCAGCAGCAAUCCCAGCAAGCGCAACAACAGCAAAUUUCAGCCGGCAACAAUAGCAGCAACAAACCAGUUUGCUUGAAUGUGAAUGAAGUGCGCACUCUAAUUGAAGUUGGUGGAUGA
Molecule: messenger RNA, 2274 nt
Organism: Anastrepha ludens (Mexican fruit fly)
Lineage: Eukaryota; Metazoa; Arthropoda; Insecta; Diptera; Tephritidae
Product: mastermind-like protein 2
Exons: 2
Coding region: 1936-2274 (112 amino acids)
Source: RefSeq, a predicted model, not a curated record